Tupaia belangeri chinensis (Chinese tree shrew) is the source of this 1595-nucleotide messenger RNA. RefSeq names its product zinc finger protein 746 (gene ZNF746). NCBI's taxonomy places the organism in Eukaryota, Metazoa, Chordata, Mammalia, Scandentia, Tupaiidae. Gene Ontology annotation, molecular function: RNA polymerase II transcription regulatory region sequence-specific DNA binding; DNA-binding transcription factor activity, RNA polymerase II-specific. The record is from RefSeq and is a predicted model, not a curated record. Gene Ontology annotation, biological process: regulation of transcription by RNA polymerase II. Gene Ontology annotation, cellular component: nucleus.
GCAAGUGGCACAGGCUGUCUCCACUUUCCGUGUACACGGGCUCCCAUGCCUGGGGGCAUAGGCUCAAGGACACAACAGACAGGCCGAUUGAUGCUGGUUUCCCCUUUCUAUUUCCGAAAGAUUUCUCCGUGGACAAUGGCAGCCACGAUCCAGGCCAUGGAGCGGAAGAUUGAGUCUCAGGCUGCUCGCCUGCUUUCCCUAGAAGGCCGGACAGGGAUGGCCGAGAAGAAGCUGGCCGACUGCGAGAAGACAGCGGUGGAGUUCGGCAACCAGCUGGAGGGCAAGUGGGCCGUGCUGGGGACGCUGCUGCAGGAGUACGGGCUGCUGCAGAGGCGGCUGGAGAACGUGGAGAACCUGCUGCGCAACAGGAACUUCUGGAUCCUGCGGUUGCCCCCGGGCAGCAAGGGGGAGGCCCCCAAGGUGCCCGUGGCCUUUGAUGAUGUGGCCGUGUAUUUCUCCGAGCAGGAGUGGGGCCGGCUGGAGGACUGGCAGAAGGAGCUCUACAAGCACGUGAUGAGGGGCAACUAUGAGACGCUGGUCUCCCUGGACUACGCCAUCUCCAAGCCCGAGGUCCUCUCCCAAGUUGAACAAGGGAAGGAGCCGUGCAGCUGGCGUCGCACUGGCCCCAAGAUUCCAGACGUUCCUGUGGACCCAAGUCCAGGCUCGGGGCCCCCAGUGCCGGCCCCUGACCUCCUCAUGCAGAUCAAGCAAGAGGGCGAGCUCCAGCUCCAGGAGCAGCAGGGCCUGGGUGUGGAGGCCUGGGCGGCCGGACAGCCAGACAUCGGAGAGGAGCCCUGGGGCCUCAGCCAGCUGGACUCCGGAGCAGGAGAGCUCUCCACUGAUGCUGCCUCUGGCGUUCAUUCCAAUUUUCCGACCACCAUCCCACCCACUUCCUGGCAGGCCGACCUCCCUCCGCACCAUCCUUCCUCUGCAUGCUCCGACGGGACGCUGAAGCUCAACGCAGCAGCCUCCACCGAAGAUGUAAAAAUUGUGAUAAAGACGGAAGUCCAAGAAGAGGAGGUGGGGGCCACACCGGUGCAUCCCACCGACCUGGAGGCUCAUGGGACUCUGUUUGGACCAGGCCAGGCCACAAGGUUUUUCCCCAGUCCUGUCCAGGAAGGAGCUUGGGAAAGCCAGGGCAGUUCCUUCCCGAACCAGGACCCAGUGCUGGGGCUGCGGGAGCCCGCCCGGCCUGAGAGAGACAUGGGGGAGCUCAGUCCAGCCGUGGCCCAGGAAGAGACCCCUCCAGGAGACUGGCUCUUUGGUGGGGUCCGAUGGGGCUGGAAUUUCCGUUGUAAACCUCCAGUGGGCCUGAACCCCAGGACUGGGCCCGAGGGGCUCCCUUACUCCUCCCAGGACAACGGAGAGGCUGUCCUGGACCCCAGCCAGGCCCCGAGGCCCUUCAACGAACCCUGCAAGUACCCCGGCCGGACAAAAGGCUUCGGCCACAAGCCGGGGUUGAAGAAGCACCCGGCAGCGCCCCCCGGAGGCCGGCCUUUCACCUGCGCCACGUGCGGGAAGAGCUUCCAGCUGCAGGUCAGCCUGAGCGCGCACCAGCGCGGCUGUGGGCUGCCCGACGGCGCGGGGCCCGGGAC